AUGACUGAUGAAUGCUGUUAUGUGUGCAACGAGUGCCCAAAUUCCUAUGCAACAUUAGAUGAUUUGGAACGGCACAUGGAACAAGUACAUGCAGGAUUGUACUGCUUAGAUACAAAUACCAGUGUUACAGCUACCUUACGAUUACCUGGAAAGGAAAUUGGUGACGAUAAAGAAUACUGCUUCAAAAGUGAGACUGGUGAUCAAAAAAUGAACACUUUGGGACAUAAUGUCCGGCAUGGUGAAAGUGGUGGUGAUUCACCGAGCAGCUCGGAUCUGUCAAAUUUUGAUAGCACAGUCGAUGCUACAAAUUAUAAUUUAGAUGAAAGUAUGAAUGAAGAGGAACGUAAAACAUUUGGAUGUCGAUUUUGUCCGAAAUUGUUUCAUGAGCGAUCACAGUUAAACAUACACUACAAACAUACGCAUCGUGAUAAGCCGCAAUAUGAAUGUGAUGAAUGUCAUGUUAUUUUCGCAGUUAAACGCGAACUAAGCACUCACAUGCGUACUCAUAGCGGAGAACAACCUCACACGUGUACGCAAUGCGGUAAACAAUUCGGUACUCGUCAGUUACUCAAGAAACACUGGAUGUGGCACACUGGUGAGCGGUCGCAUAUAUGCCCACAUUGUGGUAAAGCGUUUUUCCAGAAGGGACAUUUAACGCAACAUCUUAUGAUUCAUGCGGGAGGACGACCGCAUCAAUGUCCAUUAUGCCAAAAAACAUUCAUUUUCAAGUUCGAUCUCAAUCGACAUAUGAAAAUUCAUGCUGAACGCGGAUUCUCUUGUGAAAAAUGUGGUCGGUCGUUUUUGAAACAGUUGCAGCUUGAUGAGCAUGCCCUCAAAUGUAAAGGUGUUACGGGUGUUCGAAGUCAACCAAUCACUCGAACAAGCACACCUACGGCUGAUACUGGUAAUGGUAUUGGAAAUUCUAUUAUUAAUGUAAAAUCUGAACUUCGAUCACCAGUUGGGCCAUCACUUGGCAGACGACAGUCUAUUUCAGCUCAACAACAUCAGCAUCAGUUGCAAAUUUGCCAACAGCAAAAGCAUCAAGUAGUAAGCAGUACUCCUGCUGCUGCACCAUCAGUUCUUUCUUUAGAGGAAAUGAGCAAGGUAGCUCAGUUACUCGCAAUACAACAACAGCAACGAGCCCUUGCAGCAGCUGCUGCAGCACAGCACAAUGUAAUUGCACAUGCAGCAGCAGCAGCAGCAAAUCCGCUGUUACAAGUGAGUGCAUUGCAAAAUUUCGCUCAAAGCCUGAUAUCUAAUGGGCCCAACAAUCAGCAGCAGCUCACGGGUCAAACGUUCUUUUGUGCUUUCUGCAUGAAGCAUUUCAACACCCAAGCUUCAUUUACAUUACAUCUCACAUUCGUUCAUUUUCGCAGCAGCAUGAACAUGCACAGUUGCUUCUCAGAACAGUUUGAUAAUGAGGGUAAGUUAAAUGUACCGCUGUCAACAUCAGUUCCAUCUCUUCUGGGAACGGUUGCAAAUUCAAAAGCAGCUUCCGAAGAUACUAAUAUACACUCAGACACUACUACGAAUUCUUCGUGUUCUUCUAGUCCGCAGAAAGUAUCACCAGGUGUUGCGCAAAGGAGAACUCAGUCACCGACACAACUAUCUGAAGCAGACCACUUAUCCGGUGGAACCGAAUCACCUGAUAUUUCCAGUCAAAAAGGUUGUGAGCAAUGUGAAACCCAUCGACAGCGAGUUGCUGAGUUAGAACAAAGACUGGAAGCGAAUCGGACUGAACUUAAGAAUACUCGUGAACUAAUGCGUCGUAUAGGAGUCAUAGCUGGUUCAUUACUUGAAUCAUGUACCAACUUUGAUAAACAGUGGAUGUCACAUAGUCGUAAAGUGUAUUCACAAAUACAGUCGGUCAUAUGCAAUAUGGAGUAA
Molecule: messenger RNA, 1887 nt
Organism: Thelazia callipaeda (thelaziosis nematode)
Lineage: Eukaryota; Metazoa; Nematoda; Chromadorea; Rhabditida; Thelaziidae
Source: the annotation of a GenBank genome assembly